AUGCACCAGAAAACAAGUGUUUUAGCUUUGACGCCUCCUAUAGCAGUAGUUCAUUGGAUGCCACCCAAGCAAUUGAACUGCGUGAGCGUGAACUACGAAGUGCAUUGGAAGUUAGUGAACGACACGCAACAAAAGAACAAACAAUUUAUCAAUAUGCCGAAACGUAUGGCAGAUGGCAGAUUUUACACAAAGAUUAACUUGUCGGAACCAGUACAAAAUUACUUGAUAUACGUGCGUGUGUAUCCAAUUAAUUUCAGCGAUUUCUACAACGAGAGUUUAAACGAGAUCAUAUCCUCAGAAUCAAACAGUAUUACUUUGAGCGGGGUCAACAUAAAUAGCAUGAACAUUUCAUGGAUCUCCAACAUUAAUCUGACGAUCUUUUGUAUACUGGAAUACAAAGAGAUUGCAGCAGAAAAGUGGCAAACAACAAAUUAUUUUAAAGUAAAUUAUAACAAUGAAGUAAUGUGUAUCACAGGAAAGGUGAAGGAUUUAGAAAAAUCGGGCACAGAGAUGUUCGUUGCAAUAAAAACGCUUCGAAAAAAUGCUUCUUCCCGUGAGAAAGAGAAAUUGUUAAAGGAAGCCAAACUUAUGAAUCAUUUUCAACACAAACGUAUAUUAAGAUUGUUGGGCGUUUGUUUAGAUGGAGAUUCUCCGUUACUAGUGAUGGAAUUGAUGGAAAUUGGAGAUCUGUUAAAAUAUUUGAGAGAAUAUCGAAAUUUGCAAGCGUCAGAUUCGCUUGCUCUGCGUUUGCAAGAUUUGCUCGCCAUGUGCGAAGAUGUUGCGCGAGGUUGUUGCUACGUGGAAGAGUUGCGUUUCGUACAUAGAGAUCUAGCGUGUCGCAAUUGUUUAGUAUCUUCGAGAAAUCGCGAGAAUCGUAUCAUUAAAAUUGGAGAUUUUGGAUUGUCCAGAGAUAUCUACAAGGAUGAUUAUUAUCGCGUGGAAGGAGAAGAUUUGAUUCCUGUUCGCUGGAUGGCACCCGAAUCUUUAAUCAUGGGAAUAUUUACUUCUCAAAGCAAUGUUUGA
Camponotus floridanus (Florida carpenter ant) is the source of this 1023-nucleotide messenger RNA. RefSeq names its product proto-oncogene tyrosine-protein kinase ROS-like. The record is from RefSeq and is a predicted model, not a curated record. Gene Ontology annotation, cellular component: signaling receptor complex; membrane. Bases 1 to 1023 code for a protein of 340 amino acids. Gene Ontology annotation, molecular function: protein binding; transmembrane receptor protein tyrosine kinase activity; ATP binding. Gene Ontology annotation, biological process: regulation of TOR signaling; multicellular organism development; positive regulation of kinase activity. The transcript is spliced from 3 exons. Lineage: Eukaryota; Metazoa; Arthropoda; Insecta; Hymenoptera; Formicidae.